UUAAUAACGACUAUUUUUGUUAAUAUUUCAGCAAUACCGGUCAUAAUUGUGGCAAUAUCUAUGGGGUCGGUGGCGAUGGAUGGAUAUGGGGACGAAAACUCAUGCUGGCUGUCUGCUAAGUCGGAUUUGAUCUGGGCAUUCAUAGUUCCCGCCCUUAUUGUAAUGCUGAUUAAUAUGGCGAUUAUCAUCUUGGUAAUAAGAGCCAUGUUUGGAACCUCUGCUCUGUCAAAAAAGUCAAGAAAUGAGAAGGCAGUGGCUGGUGCACGGAGCAUUGCGAUCCUAAUGCCAAUCAUGGGAAUCACGUGGGUUCUCGGAGUUUUUUCUGUCAACGAAGACACGGUUGUGUUCCAGUAUCUGUUCGCUUUAUUUAACAGCACGCAGGGAGUACUAAUAUUCGUAUUUCACUGUGCAAUGAACAAAAAGAUUCAGAAGGCGUUUAGAAAGCAAAGAUCAAAAUGGAUGUCAUUGCGAAGCUAUACUAUCGAAAAAUCUAUGUCAAACAGUAUGGCGUCAUCCAGCAUGAAAUCAACAAGACUUGAUGAUGGCAAGGAAUCAAUUAUGUGAUAAUUAGGAACAGUCGAAUAAUUAUCUCUUGACCUAUGGCUAAUAAUUUUUUCAACGAUCAAGAAACAACAGAAACCAAGAAAAAACUUUUACGAUAAUCUGGGAUUGGCGAUGUGUAUAUUUUAGAAAUUUUAUUACAAAUUAUUUCACUUAAGCGCUACUAAUUUCAUGUUAUAAACAUUUAAUAUGUUUUAAAUUCAUCAUUCAUCACAUGUUUGCGAUAAAAAAAAUACUUUUAAGGCACAAUUAACAAAUGAUAUAAGUCUUAGUGAUGUUUAUCGGCACUUUAACACCGGUUUGGAGUUUUGAUGCGUAUGAAUUAACUACGAAGGGUUCGUUUCGUCAGAAAACACCAUACUAAAGCGUUGUGGUUGAAUAUGCUGCGCUACUAAUAGUUAAGGGCUCGAGACAAAGCACUUGUGUAAGCUGAACUUUGUGUGUUAUAACUAUUUGUUACUGUUUUUACUAUACUUCCUGGAGAACUAAAACUGCCACUGCCUUGGCAAAGUUAUCCCCGCACAUUUUGGCAAGGUAAACAGUCAACUCGCACCUUUACUAACUCUGCACAGGUGAAUUUGUCCCAUUAUUAAAAAUUCUUCUGUUCGAUAUAUUGUGAAAUAUUUGCUGUUGGGCCUGCUUUGAAAUUAUAUUAAAAAGUCUCCUGUUCAAAAAAAACGUAUGAAACUAUGUGAUAAAGUUUGAAAAUCCUGAAAAUAUUCCCGUCCAGACUGUUUCCAAGGUACGAGUCCACUAGGGUCAUUAUAAUGUCGAGAGCAAAACUUGGAGUUUUAACAAUAGCUGUCUGGCUGGUAUUAUGAUGAAAGCAAGUAGAAGGGUGCGGGGCAUAAUUCUGGUAAAUUGCGAAAUUUUUGCCUUGAUAUUCAACAAAUUCUUCAAGUUAUAUCCGUGAUGGUUUUUGAGCAAAUUAUGAAAAUAUAUUUUUUUUUUUAAAAAUUGAAAGGGAGAUAAUUGAGCAAGAAUGCUUUCUAGGGUUAUUUAUCCUUCAGAAAUGCAGGAAACAAGUAUUCCAAGUUUUAAGAGACCACAACCUAUUAUCUGUUAAAGUGACCUUGUCACCUUAAGUGUGACAGAACUCAUCCUGGUGUAUCGACACAUCAAGUUUCAAUGUUACAGCUUUAUUUGUAUUUAAGUUAAUGACCACAGACAUAAAAUUAUCUAAAAAGGGUUAACUGACAACGAGUGAGUCAUGACAAUACUUCUUCUUUUCUUUUCUAUGAAAAAUGGAGCUUAAAAUGACAAAACAAAAUACUUAAGGGGGGGGGGGGGGGGCAGCAUGAAAUAGCCAAAUAUACCUAAAUACACCCAAAUAUUGCCUAAAUAUACUAAAAAUAAAUGUUUUAUUAUGAAAACAAUUUACACUUUCGCUAAGGUAUAAUCUAACAUACCAAAAUAUACAUUUUCCUAUCAUUGUGUUUUGAACCAAAUUAUACCCAAAUACAGUAUACUCCAUUAAUGUUGUAAUAUAUUUAAUUUAAAAAAAAUAAUACAUGGACACUUGUAUGAAAUUUUAAUAAAAUUGUACCCUAAAAAAUUAAAGAUCCUGUAACACAAUUAUUUAUAGUUUUAUAUCAUAAAUAUGAUGCUCAAAUUAAGAUUGAUCAAUUUUGUAAGUUCCAAAAACCAUUAUUUAUAAAGAUAUUACCGAAUUUAACAUUUCAUGUAAAUAAAGAGAGGUAAUAAAUUUUUUGUUUCUAUAUAAAGUCUCAAUAAGAAAUGAAUUAAUAUAAUGUAUUUUAAUGAUUACAUAAUUAUAAUAUGAACAAAUAUUUGCAGUACAUAUUUUACAUAUUCUUCAAUGUUUAAAAAUUGUAAAUAUAUAUAUAUAUAUAUAUAAUUUCACUUAAGUGUGGUAUACAACCACAAUUACAACAUACAGGAUCUUUAAAUGUAGACAACAAAUAUUAUCAUAUCUUUAUCUUUAAUUGCAAGUAUUUUCAUUAAUGGACCUAGAUCAUAGUUUAUUUUCUAACAACAUCUCAACUGCCCAUUUCAACGGAAUGAAUGGAAGUUAUAGACGUUUUAGUCAUAUUAUUUUAUAAAUGAGCUACGUCACGACAAAACCAACAUAGUGUGUUUGCGACCAGCAUGGAUCCAGACCAGCCUGCGCAUCCUGAUCAGGAUCCAUGCUGUUCGCUUACCAACUCUA
This is a messenger RNA of Ruditapes philippinarum (Manila clam), 2731 nucleotides long. RefSeq names its product adhesion G-protein coupled receptor D1-like. Gene Ontology annotation, cellular component: membrane. The coding region runs from base 61 to 564 and encodes 167 amino acids. The record is from RefSeq and is a predicted model, not a curated record. NCBI's taxonomy places the organism in Eukaryota, Metazoa, Mollusca, Bivalvia, Venerida, Veneridae. Gene Ontology annotation, biological process: cell surface receptor signaling pathway; adenylate cyclase-activating G protein-coupled receptor signaling pathway. Gene Ontology annotation, molecular function: G protein-coupled receptor activity. The transcript is spliced from 7 exons.